Molecule: messenger RNA, 3998 nt
Organism: Xenia sp. Carnegie-2017
Lineage: Eukaryota; Metazoa; Cnidaria; Anthozoa; Malacalcyonacea; Xeniidae
Exons: 3
Coding region: 290-3817 (1175 amino acids)
Cellular component (GO): Golgi apparatus
Molecular function (GO): antiporter activity
Source: RefSeq, a predicted model, not a curated record
UUUUCUGCUCGUCUGCAUUUGUGGUAUGUGAACCUAUCGAGUCGAGACAGAGCUCGGCUAUUUAUGCAUCAUCAAGACAAACUGAUACAACUUGUCAAUGGUAGUAUAGGCGUAUAGUUAGUUCAUUUCGUUGUUUAUAUGUAUCGCCGAUGUAGACUUGACGAUGUUCAAUGUGUUUUAAAUACUGUUCAAAUUGUUGAGCUAAAUAUUGAGAAGAUAUCAGACAGUGAGGGAUUUUAUACAGAAUCCAUCUGUAUAAGGACUAUAUUACGUACAAUACAAUUUAGGAAUGGCCAAUCUCCUAAUACCAGUGUUGGUGAUCUUUUGGUGGGUUGCGAACGCCUUAACUUCGGUGUUUUCCAAAAUUGAAAUGUCGAAUAAGGAGCAAUCAACGAUUGAGAUGAAAUGGCUCGACUUGACAUUCCUACAGUUGUUUCUUGGUUGCAUUUUCUCCGCGUUUUCAUUAAUCGUCUUUCAGGGUAGAUCGUUAAGCUUAAAGAACGUCAACAGUUAUCAUAGUAUUCUGGCUAUCAUUGGCAAUAUUGUCGGCCAUCUUGCUGUCAAUGUAUCCUAUACAUUCGUUAGCUCCAGUGCCACUCAGGUGGUUAAGUCUUGCGAACCAAUGUUUACGUUUUUCUUUCUUCUUUGUUUGCAACAAACUAAAAACAGCGGAAAGGAGCGCAUGACGGCUGACGUAUUCAUGUCGAUAGUGCUCAUGUCACUUGGAACGGCGCUAUUUGUGAUGUGGGAUAUCACGUUUAACAUUUACGGAAUUGCAGCUGCCGUUGUAUCAAACAUUGCCUUUCCACUUCGAAACAUCGCUUUGAAGAGAGCAUCGAUGUACGAUGGUCCAUUUGAAAAGUACUUAAAUUUGUCAUUUUAUGGUACACUUGGGCUUUUCCCUCUCCUAUUUUUAAAAUUCCUCCUGGGAAUAAAAUCAUUUGAAUUUUCAUAUAAUGGAAUACUAUCCGCUACAUUUCACGGAUUAUACAACCUGGCAUCGAUCUCGGUCCUUCAAUCUGUCGCACAACUCAAUCAUUCCAUCCUGAACUUUUCCAAGCGUUUACUCGUCAUUACACUUAAUAUCAAGUACUUCAGGCUUCUAAUGACUUGGCACAUGGUUAUUGGUCUAAUAAUUAUAUUUGCCGGUCUAGCAUUGUAUAUCAUUCAUCAGCAAAGCGACAAGGACUGGAUACGAAGAGCCUUUAAUACAAUACUUAACAAUCCUAAACGCUAUCUAAAAUCAAACAUAAAAGCUAUAACGUUGGUUUGCCUGUUUUUUGCCAUUGUUCAUAAUACUAUGAAAGUUGAAAUUAAAGAAGAAACUCUCCCCCAAACACCAAACAUGGCGGCCGCACGCGAUAAACUUACCACUGCUUGGAUAUUCAAUAAAGCUGUGUCUCGGUUAUUCAUUGAUGAUAUUAAAGCUCUGCAAAGCCAAAAUAAAAAGCCUGUGCAUGUGUAUUGUGGGACGAUGAAAUGUGUGAGAAAGAUAGACAGUCUAAAAAAUCCGUUCAUCGAAGGAAAGUUUCUUCUUGUUUCCGACAUGUUAAGUGAGACUCCUCUCAAAGGCUGGGUCGAACGUCAUGCGUUAUACAAGAUAUUGAUGGGAGUUCGUUUUGAGUGGUACCUAACCCAAGCUAUAUGUCUUGGUCACUUAUGGCGAUACGGUGGAAUCUUUUUCUUUCCCCGGUAUAGAAAAUACAGCGAUCAAAAAAAGGAGGUGGAUUAUUUAUUUCCCUGUGUUGUGUUGCAAAGUAAGCCUGAACAAGUCCAGUCGCAACGUAGCAAGAGACUAUCACCCAGAAGUGUCACUGUCAUUAAGAGAAUGAAAGAAUUUGUUGCCGAAAUGAAGAACUGGAAUUCUGUCAAUCUAACAGCAAUGUUCAGUAAUAACAUCUGGAACGCUUUAAGCGGACACUGCAAAACUGACAGGCACUGGUGUGCAUAUUUGAAUCGUAAAAGUUUGCGCGAUCUUUAUAAACGAGAAGGAAUCCCGCUUCAUGAUGGAGACCAACAUUUCGGAAUUCUAUCAUACGAUAGCCAAAUUGGCAGAAGAAAUCGUGGAAAUAUAGGCGAUGAAAUUCAAGGAAUUACCGGCCUCCAGUUCCUGCCGUUCGUCGACUUCUUUCGUGAUAGGGAUAGAAACUUAUCUCCCUCCACCGUCGGUGAGCACGUGAUGUUUUUCAACGCAUGGUGGGGGAAAGGCCGUGAUAAUUGGCCGCCUCGAUCAAAUAUUUACCCUGUCAUGUUGUCUAUUCAUACAGAUGGGAGAUUUCAAAACGCCAUUCGGAAAUCUUCUCAUAAGAUCGAAUUUCUCAAAUCCAGAGAGCCGAUCGGCGCCCGCGAUACGAGGACACAAAAGUUCAUGACAAGUAUUGGCGUUCGCUCAUUUUUCUCUGGAUGCAUGACGUUAUUUCUGAAACGCCCACGCGAGAAAACGAAAAGAACUGAUGUAAUCUAUGUUGUUGAUUUAAACAGAGAACAUCGCGCACUUCUCCCAAAAUAUAUACGUGAAAAAGCGAAAUUUAUAUCCCAUACUGCAGAUUACGGUAUCAAUUAUAACAUGUUGACCAAAAGACGUUAUUUACAUGCGUAUAAACUGUUGGAAAUCUACUCGCAAGCAAAGCUCGUCAUCACCCAAAGAAUACAUGCUGCUCUACCUUGCGUUGCCAUGGGCACGCCAGUGAUCUUUUUCAACGGGAGAAAUUUGCCCGGAGGAGGAGGAUUGAAUCAAACGAUUUCUGAUCGAGUGAAAGGUCUCACAAACAUGUUUCACACGAUUGAUCUUUUUAGGAUAACGAGCGAAGAAGCGCAAAAGAAGCUCGAGGAUUUCAACUGGUCCCAACCCCCGAAAAAUCCAGAUUUUGCCACUCGUAUGAGAAUGAUGUCAUCUAUGUGGUAUAUAAUUCGCCAAAAGGAUGUCUUCUACGAAACUGCGCUCCGCUUCGGAAUGCUACCGCUUACUCCAAAAUGGAUGAUGAAUGCGGAAGGUCAAUCUCAUAUAUUUCAUCUCAUUCUUAAUGCGCGCGGAAGCAAAAAGCGAAGCGAUUAUUACGUCUUAAGUUGGUAUCAGUGGCGUUGCGUGGAGUCUGUAUUGCGUCAUCACCCAACUGCGCGAUUGUAUAUACACAGCAACACACUAGAACAGAAGUCAUUUGACUUUCUGACAGAGGUCGGCUAUCAAAUUACAGUAAAGAGAUACAAAAUAGAUGGUUUGAUUGGAAACACGCCUUUGAAAAAUAUCCACGCUCCCGAUUUUGUUAGUGCCGCCAAAUCCAGGACUUUAAAACGGCUUGGGGUCUUUAGGUUACUGCUGUUGUAUCAAUUUGGCGGAACGUUCUUGCAAGAUGACACAAUUGUGUUAAAACCCUUUAUAAAGUCCCUUGGAAAUGUUAACAAAAUCAGCCUGGACGAAAAGUCAAACGUAGUGACGUGGAUUCUCUCGUUUGAAAAAGGCCAUACUUUUCUUCACGAUAUUCUACAGGGAUUUUCACGAAUUUAUAGCAAGGAAAUGAGCCCCGGAGAAAGAGACACUUUAAUAUCUAAGGUUUGGCAGGAUUGGCAAAAAAAUGCGGCGACAAGAAAUUCUAUCAAAAUUGCGCAACAAGAUCAGUUUCAUUCCACAACAGCUAGAAUGCUAAGUGGGAACAACAGUCUUUACGAAAUGAUCAAAGAAAAGACGUUUGUGGUAAGGGUGAUCGACGCAGAAAAGUGCAUUAAAAAGUUGAAUAGAAGCGAAGUCAUAUUGAAAGAUAACACCUUUUGUAAAAGCAUCUAUAACGACCAUUGUUUAAUAUGUAGCAAGCAAUAUUAGCAAAUCGUUUUCUCAUUAACGUCUUAAAAACGUGAAUAGAUUUCUUGAAGAAGGUACAACUAGAAAUAAUGUACUCAAACACCAAAAUCUUUAUCCGAGGGUCUUGAUCGGUGGACAUUGUACAUUGUAAUAUAUUUCAAUCUUAUCCAGUAUCCACUGAUUAAAGGUGCAAACAGUUUUA